Molecule: messenger RNA, 1017 nt
Organism: Closterium sp. Yama58-4
Lineage: Eukaryota; Viridiplantae; Streptophyta; Zygnematophyceae; Desmidiales; Closteriaceae
Source: the annotation of a GenBank genome assembly
AUGGCCCCACCUCCUCUCUCUCUACCACCACCUCUCUCUGUUCCACCACCUCUCUCUGUUCCACCACCUCUCUCUGUUCCACCACCUCUCUCUGUUCCACCACCUCUCUCUGUUCCACCACCUCUCUCUGUUCCACCACCUCUCUCUGUUCCACCACCUCUCUCUGUUCCACCUCCUCUCUCUGUUCCACCUCCUCUCUCUGUUCCACCUCCUCUCUCUGUUCCACCUCCUCUCUCUGUUCCACCUCCUCUCUCUGUUCCACCUCCUCUCUCUGUUCCACCACCUCUCUCUGUUCCACCACCUCUCUCUGUUCCACCACCUCUCUCUGUUCCACCUCCUCUCUCUGUUCCACCUCCUCUCUCUGUUCCACCUCCUCUCUCUGUUCCACCUCCUCUCUCUGUUCCACCUCCUCUCUCUGUUCCACCUCCUCUCUCUGUUCCACCUCCUCUCUCUGUUCCACCUCCUCUCUCUGUUCCACCUCCUCUCUCUGUUCCACCUCCUCUCUCUGUUCCACCACCUCUCUCUGUUCCACCACCUCUCUCUGUUCCACCACCUCUCUCUGUUCCACCACCUCUCUCUGUUCCACCACCUCUCUCUGUUCCACCACCUCUCUCUGUUCCACCACCUCUCUCUGUUCCACCUCCUCUCUCUGUUCCACCUCCUCUCUCUGUUCCACCUCCUCUCUCUGUUCCACCUCCUCUCUCUGUUCCACCUCCUCUCUCUGUUCCACCACCUCUCUCUGUUCCACCACCUCUCUCUGUUCCACCACCUCUCUCUGUUCCACCUCCUCUCUCUGUUCCACCUCCUCUCUCUGUUCCACCUCCUCUCUCUGUUCCACCUCCUCUCUCUGUUCCACCUCCUCUCUCUGUUCCACCUCCUCUCUCUGUUCCACCUCCUCUCUCUGUUCCACCUCCUCUCUCUGUUCCACCUCCUCUCUCUGUUCCACCUCCUCUCUCUGUUCCACCUCCUCUCUCUGUUCCACCACCUCUCUCUGUGUGCCACGACCCCUCUCUCUGA